Epinephelus moara (kelp grouper) is the source of this 2403-nucleotide messenger RNA. RefSeq names its product caseinolytic mitochondrial matrix peptidase chaperone subunit B (gene clpb). Gene Ontology annotation, biological process: cellular response to heat. Bases 206 to 2233 code for a protein of 675 amino acids. Gene Ontology annotation, cellular component: mitochondrion; cytoplasm. The transcript is spliced from 16 exons. Gene Ontology annotation, molecular function: ATP binding; protein binding; ATP hydrolysis activity. NCBI's taxonomy places the organism in Eukaryota, Metazoa, Chordata, Actinopteri, Perciformes, Serranidae. The record is from RefSeq and is a predicted model, not a curated record.
UUCUGGUGACAUCCACGCUACGAUGAGGUGAAGCGGUUGUUUUCGUCUAGGUGGUUGUAAGUAGCUGCCUUGAAAUUGAGGUGUAACGGCUGUUAUUACCGGAAUUAACGCGGUGUCCCGGGCCUGUAGGGUUUCCGUUUCCCUCUGGAAUUACCGCCAGACCAAGGCUUUCACCCUCCGUCUCUUUUUUGGUGAGUUUAUCGCCAUGUUAUCGUCCAUUCCCACCAGGCUUAUUGCGCGAAGGUCGCGCAGCCUGUCACCGUGCAGCCGCGUGCUCCAGACCAGCGCAGGUGGCGCCGCUUGCCAGAGCAUCCGCGAGACACCGGCGGAGAUCAACCGCAACCCCAUCGUGUCCACCUCCCGGGUCUCCAGGAGGGGGAUUUUGGCGGAGGAGACGGCAGGUACCAGUGUGAACCCGUCGGUGCAGUUCCACCACCUCGCCCCUAGAUGGCUGUCCAGCCUGGAGAACCGCCGCAGCUCCUGGGCGGCUUUGGCCAGCAGGGGGCGCAACAACAACCAGUACUGGGAGGAGAGCAGUGGGGGUGAGGGCCGGGGGACAGGUGGACGAGCCAGCCGGGCAGGAGUGGCCUCUGCCGGUGUGCUGUCUGCUGCAGCCGUGGCCUUCUGCCUGAAGAAAGACUCUGAUAACAAAGGUGAUGCUCUUCUUGAGGCAGCAAGGACCUGUAACUCUCAAGAUGUGGCCAGGCUGGUAAAAGAGGGGGUCGACCCAAACUACCGCCACCGUUUAGGAUGGACCCCUCUCAUGGUGGCGGCCAUGAACCGACAGCACAGUGUGGUAAAGGUUCUACUUGAAGCCGGUGCCGACCCAAACGCCGGAGACGACUUCAACAACGUUUACGACACCUCGCGGGAGAAAGGCAUCCACUCAUUGGAAGUCCUUGUGUCCAGAGAGGAUGAAUUCAGCAGCAGGCUCAGCAGCAGGGCCGGCUUCCGGGCUUGCACAGCGCUUCAUUACGCCACGCUGGCUGAUGACCCACGCACUGUCCGCAUGCUGCUGGAGGCUGGUGCCAACCCACUGCAGACCAAUGCUUUGGGACACACAGCACGGGCCUACGCUAAGGAGGGAGAAGUGAGCAAAGUGCUGCAGGAGUUUGAGGGCAAGUUCCAGGAGGCACAGGCUCGGCGGGAGGCGGAGGAGAGGAGGAGGUUCCCCCUGGAGAGGAGGCUGAAGGAGCACAUCAUCGGACAGGAGGGGGCCAUCAAUACCGUGGCCUCAGCCAUCAGGAGGAAGGAGAACGGCUGGUACGAUGAAGAGCAUCCUCUUGUAUUCCUCUUCCUCGGCUCAUCAGGAAUCGGAAAGACCGAGUUGGCCAAACAGGUGGCUCGCUACAUGCACAAGGACAUCAAGAAGGGUUUCAUUCGUAUGGACAUGUCCGAGUUCCAGGAAAAACACGAGGUGGCAAAGUUCAUUGGCUCUCCGCCGGGAUAUGUGGGACAUGAGGAAGGGGGUCAGCUGACCAAGCUGUUAAAGGCGUGUCCCAACGCUGUCGUCCUGUUUGAUGAAGUCGACAAGGCCCACCCUGAUGUUCUGACUAUCAUGUUGCAGCUCUUUGAUGAAGGUCGCCUCACAGACGGCAAGGGGAAAACCAUCGAAUGUAAAGACGCCAUCUUCAUCAUGACAUCCAACGUUGCAAGUGACGAAAUCGCCCAGCAUGCACUCCAGCUUCGGCAGGAAGCUGAGGUGGUCAGCCGCAGAAAGCUGGCCGACAACCUCGAGGAUGUACAGAAGAGUGAUGACAUCACAAUCUCCCGACAGUUUAAAGAAUCUGUGAUUCGACCGAUCCUGAAGGCUCAUUUUCGGAGGGACGAGUUUCUGGGUCGUAUCAAUGAAAUUGUGUACUUCCUGCCGUUCUGUCACUCAGAGCUGCUGCAGCUGGUCAGCAAAGAGCUCAACUUCUGGGCCAAGAAGGCUAAGCAGCGCCAUGACAUCACUCUUCAGUGGGAGCGCCCGGUUCUGGAGCUGUUAGCGGGCGGGUAUAACAUGCAUUACGGAGCACGCUCCAUCAAACAUGAGGUUGAGCGUCGGGUUGUCAACCAGUUAGCAGCAGCGUACGAGCAGGAGCUGCUGCCCAAAGGCUGCACCCUGCGUCUGUCUGUCCAGUCGGAGGACCGGGAGGAGCGGAGCACGCCCAGUCUGCGCCUUGAGGUGGUAGGAGAGGACAGCUCUUCAAGAACGCUGGACAUCCGUCCACCGCUCAGCCCUGAACACUAACACAAUGCAGAAACGCAGAGGAUAUAUACAGAUAAAUAUAUAUAUAUAUGCACACAUGUACACUUUCCACACACAUAAUAUCAUCAUCAUCAUCAUCAUCAUCAUCAUAGUGUCAGGCGGAUGGAUGGUUCUUGAUGGAUUUAACCAAUAAAAGUACCUCUGAUAAACAC